Molecule: messenger RNA, 5786 nt
Organism: Paramormyrops kingsleyae
Lineage: Eukaryota; Metazoa; Chordata; Actinopteri; Osteoglossiformes; Mormyridae
Source: RefSeq, a predicted model, not a curated record
AGGCGACACUCCGAUCCCAGCGUGAGCAACAGCACUGCUAAAGAGGAGCUGAACUGUUAACUCCGAAGAAGUCAAAGAUCCUGUACAGCACUUAAGGGGUAACCAAGAUGUGGAGGACAGGAAAAACAGCUGCCACUGGACAAAGCACUGGUGGACCUCCUGCCAAGAAAGUGAUGAUAAGAAAAAGAUCCACAAUCCCUGGAGUAAUGAUUAAUCAGUAUGUGGAGAAGUUACCCGAAGGAAAGACCACUCCGGACUUCAUUCGCAAACCCACAGCAAUAACUGUUAACGAAGGAAAAGUGGCUGUAUUCAGAGCAGCUGUGACUGGGGAUCCAGCCCCAACGGUCACAUGGGGGAGGAGCAAAGACAACGUCACAGAUCCAGAAAAAUACCAAAAGAAGUAUGAUGACACAAAUGAGGAAUAUGUGCUGGAGAUCCCCAAUGUGUCUGUAGACCAAGCAGAUGUCUACAAAUGUUUUGCUACUAAUGAGUUCGGAAAGGCCAUCUGUAGUGCUACCAUGAAGGUCAUUGCAGUUGGAGGCAAGAACCUCACAGGUCAAGGAAAAGAGAUGGAUUUCAGAAAAAUGCUCAAAAGAACGAACGUGGAAAAGAAAAAGCCUCCUGCCAAGAAGGAAGGUGAGAUCGAUCCGCAGUUCUGGGAAGUCCUGCUGUCGGCGGACAGGAAGGACUACGAGCGCAUCUGUGCCGAGUACGGCUACACAGACUUCCGAUUCAUCCUGAAGAAAAUCGCUCAGAUGAAAAAAGAGAGGGAAGAGGAACAAGCGAAGUAUGUGGAGAGCAUCAGCAAUCCGAAACCUAUUGAAGUUAAGGGAGAUGGUACAGCCAAGUUUGAGUUUGACAUGGAACUUAAGGACCCCAACAGUAAUCUUUUUCUUUUCAAGGAUGGAGAAAUGCUCGACUAUGGCAGAGAGGAUGAUGACAGUGACAGUUAUAUGAAGUAUAAUUUGAAACAAUCAGGCAAAAACUAUAUGUUCAGCAUAAAGGACAUCGUGCCAGAGGAUGCAGGCUUGUAUCAAGUGGAUGUUGAAGACACUAAUGUCUUUUCAACAGAAUUGAAGCUUCCUUCAGGGGAGUUUCUUGCCAACAUUAAGGAGGUCAAAGCAGAGGAAGGACAGGACGCCAUCUUUGAAUGUGUCUUAUCCAACCCUUUGCCUUCAAUUACUUGGAUGGGCGGUGACACACGCUUGGACUCUGGGGGAAAAUAUCAUAUCUUUGUGUCUGAAGAUCAGCUGAUCCACAGAUUAGUGGUGAAAGGCUGUAAGCCAGGAGAUAAGGGCGUCUACAAAGCCAUUGCUGGCAGUCAAUCAAGUAGCGCCUCACUCAUAGUCCAAGGAGGGAGUACAACUCAAGGUGGAGGUGGAAGCUCUGGUCUGGACAAAACAACCCAGGAUCAGCAAACUAAACUACAGAAGGAAAGAGGCAAGAUGGGGGAUGAAAAAGGAGCAAGAGAGAAGAAUGCAUCAGCAUCUGGGGGAGCUGGUGGUGGGAUUGCCGGAGAUGGGAUGGGAGACAGCAGUGCUGGACUCGGCUCUGGGUCAGCAUCUGCAAUGGGUGAUGGUUCAGGAAAAGAUGGCAAGGGACUGGGAGAUAUGGGAAGUAGGGGUAAUGGGUCUGGAGGUGACGAUAGAGGACUUUCUGGCAGAGGGACUGAUGGUGCAGAUACUGGUUUGGCAGGUCUUACUGGGUCAGGGGUUGGUGGGAGACGACAUGAUGAGGACGGUCUUAGUGGAACAAGGCUUGAUGAUGAUGGCCUUGGUGGAGCAGGAGCUGGAGGUGCAGGUCUUGGAGGAGAUGCCUCUGCUGUUGAUGGGUCUGGGGAAGAUGGAGCGGAUGGUAAGGGCAAGCAGCGCAACAGAGCGGGACUGGCACUUCCUGAAACGCACAAAGACCCUGGAGUUUACUUCAGCAGUGGGCUGUCUGAUGUCCAUGCCAUCAUCGGCGAGGCUGCAGAGAUGUUCUGCAAGCUGAGCAGUGGUAGCUCUGAUGGAGUCUGGUAUAAAGAUGGAAAAAAACUGAAAUCCACAGAUAGAGUAAAGCUCACCAAAGACGGGACCACCCACAAGCUGUGCAUCAAGAACUGCCAGGAAGCCGACUCAGGGAAAUACCGAUUUGAAGCAGAUGGACGUAAAACAGAAGCCAUGCUUAAUGUGCAAGAUCCACCCAGGUUCAGCUCUGAUGACCUGAGUCAGUUCUCUGAGCCUGUAGUCGUGAGAGCCGGGGAAACCGCAACAUUCAAGAUGCCCUUUGUGGGUCGGGAGCCAAUGAAGGUGCAGUGGUAUAAAGAAGGAGAGGAGCUACUGGACGACAGAAAUGUCACUGUGGAGAAGGCAGCCAAUCAGAGCCGCCUGCUCCUUAGAAAGUGUCAACGUAAAGACUCUGGAGAAAUCAAGGUCAAGAUCAGGAACGAGUUUGGAACCACUGAAGCCAUUUCCAAGCUCAAAGUUCUGGACAAACCCACCCCACCUCAAGGCCCGGUAGAUGUGAUUGAAAGUACAUCGAAUUGUAUUCAUUUCAAGUGGAGGCCCCCAAAGGACGAUGGCGGCAGUCCGCUGACAACUUACAUCCUAGAGCGUCAGCAGGUGGGACGCAACACCUGGAAGAAGCUGGGGGAGAUCCCUGGGGGAGAUGCCACCUACCGGGACACAGAUGUAGACCACGGAAGAAAAUACUGUUACCGCAUUUGGGCCAAGUCAGCAGAAGGUGUCAGUGAGAUGAUGGAGAGCGAUGACAUCAUGGCUGGUGCAAAGGCAUUCCCAAAUGCACCAGCUGCACCAAAGGUAGUCAGUGCCUUCAAGAACUGCAUCACUCUGCAAUGGGCGGCUCCUUCCAACACUGGAGGAGGCAGCAUCUUAGGCUACCACCUGGAGAAGCGCAAGAAGGGGAGCAACCUGUGGACACCAGUCAAUCCCGCGGAUGAACCUAUUCAAGAGAAAAGGUACGCAGUGACAGAAGUUGUUGCCGGAACAGAGUACGAGUUCCGCGUCAUGGCGGUAAACAUCUCAGGGUUCGGUGAGCCCAGUGCCCCAUCGGAAUCUGUGAUGGCCAGAGACCCAAAGAAGUUGCCUGGAAAGGUUUUGGGGCUGAAGGUAACUAAUUCCACAUACAAUAGCUUGUCCCUUGCUUGGAAUAAACCAAAAGUGGACAGUGGGGUGCAAGAUGAGGCCAAGGGCUACUUUGUGGAGAUCAGGCCUGCCGACAGCACGGAGUGGGUUCGCUGUAACUCCAAUCCCAUCACCGCAACAUUCUUCACUGUGAUUGGCCUGAGGUCCAUGGCCAUGUACUGGGUGAGGGCGAUUGCCACCAAUGAGGGGGGGGAGGGCGAGCCCCAGCAACUGGAUAACUAUAUCCUUGCCAUGCCCCCACCUGUGAGACCAACAUUUAAGAACCCCAAGGGCACUAAGUUGACAUUAGUUAGGGCAGGCAAUUCUGCCCGGGUCAACAUCAACUAUGAGGCCUCCCCGUUGCCAGAAGUAACUUGGCUGAAGGAUGGCUUGCCCAUUCCCAAACGGGUGACGGUGACCAACGCAGAGGGGGCAUCCCAGCUCCUCAUCCCCUCCUCAGAGCGCUCCGACACUGGAGUGUACGCCAUCAUAGUCAAGAAUCUGGUCGGCCAGGAAACCUUCAGCGUAGAGAUCAGAGUUACAGAUGAUCCUAAACCGCCUGGACUGCUGCAUCUGGAGGAGAAAGUUCCUGGCACAGUGACCGUGUCCUGGGCACCAUCUCCAGAUGAGAACCUCGAUGACCGCCUACACUACACGGUGUCCAAACAUGAUUCCGUCAAGCGAAGAUGGCACACUGUGGCUCAGCGGCUCUUCAACAACAAGUUCACCGUGGUAAACAUCAUGGCCGGACGCGAGUACCGAUUCCGUGUCUACGCCAACAACGACAUGGGGGUCUCUGAACCAUCUGAGUCACCAACCUGGGCUACCAAGAAAGAGAAAGAUAAGUUUGUGUUGAACGUGCCCAAAUCAAAGAGCUGUAACUUCCAGACGUCACCCAAAUUCCUGGUGCCGCUGAAGAUGCACUCGGCUCCUGAAGGCUACGAGUGCUACAUGAGCUGCGCGGUAACGGGCAAUCCGGCACCUCGGAUUACCUGGUACCAUGACAGCGUGAGCCUUAACACCGACGCCGACUACCACAUCACCAACACCUGCGGCGUCUGCUCCCUGCUGAUCCUCCGGGUCGGGCCUAAGAGCAGCGGGGAGUACAAGGUCAUGGCGGAGAACCGGCUCGGUCGGGCCGAGAGCUCCACCACUCUCACCGUGAGAGAAACACUGUGAUCAAGAUGAUUGAAUUCAUCAUUUAGCUUCAUAUAUGAUAUUUGAUUUGUAAAAAAUCUGAAUGGUCUGAAUGUUCUUUUUUGGCACAGUUGAUCUUUUUAUUGGUAGAACAGAGCAUUUUUCUAAAAAGAAACUUUCAAAUGUGCUUUGUAGUUAAUCAGAAUAAUUGUUCAGCAAGGAUACAAAGAAGAGAAAAAGAAAAAUGUCAGUAUUGGAGGAGCUGGAAGUUAUUCAUUGAUCCUUUAAAAUAUGGGAAUUAGGGAAUAACACUGGGAAUUUCGGAAUUUCGGUGUGCAUGCGAAUGGCUGGGUAACAUCAGCAAGUACCAGGGGACAGAAAUUCUGGAAUGACCCCUGAAAGAAGGGCUUUCAGAGUUACUUUGACAGUUUGUAGCAAAUCAUUUGUCAGAAGAUAUCACUCCCCCACUCUUUUUUCCAUGCUUCUUAGGUGCUUUUAUUUUGCCAGUAAGUAUAUUGUGUGUAUUAUACUUAUAAGAGUGGUCUUUGCUAUAAGCGAUUUGUAAUCUUUCAAUAAAUUACUAGUAGUUUUUACUAGUAGAAAUCUAAAUGUACUACAGUAUGUACUGUUACUCAAUAAAAUAAUUCUAAGCCAUGGCAGACAGCUAAACAUAAUAUGAUGUCUUGGUUACUCUAAAUGUGUUGUGACUUGAUGGUUUUUGAAUGUUGCUGUAUUACAAAUGAUGCACCCAGUGUCUGUCCAGCUCCUUUUAUUUUAUUUUUUGCAAAGUGGCAAAAGUGAAAGUGAAACUUAACCGUGUGUUUCGGAUAUCAGAAACACAAGUAAAAAAUUCAACCCCCCCUCCAAAAAUGAAAACAUGAACACUAACUGUCACGCCCAGCUCAAUACGAUCCUUGUGUGUGCCACGCCCACCUCGUUACCUCCUGUUUCUGCCUGAUUGUUCUCACCUGUUGCUCGUUACCCUUAGCUUGUCUUGUGUAUUUUGUCCUCGUCUGAGUCAGUCUUCCCCAGACUUGUCAUUAAUGUUUGCUAUCGUGCUUCCCAGGUCCUGUCUGCUGAAUAAACCCCCGUUUAUUCGACUACCUAGUUUGGCUUACCUGCUUUCCUGCUCGGCUGCAAGCCGUAACGUGACACUAACAGUAUUUGAUAGAGUGACAAUAGUAGGCUUGGGUGUAUUUUGCUAGAGUAGGCUCUAACCAGCCUUCCAGGUAAUUGGGUUGAGAUGCUGUAGCUCAUGCAAGGCCAUUGGAAAAGGCUCAUGAGCUACACUUUUCAAGGCAGAUCCCAGAGAUCCUGACUGGGGUCUACCUCAGAAAUUAGAGCCAAUCUAGAAUAUUUUUCUUUUUAUUUCUGGUAGCCCGGCAACAUUUUAAAACAUUCAAUGUGUGUUAAUGCUUUUGCAAAGCCUUGUGUGCAAACAACAAUGGGUCAAAAUAACAUACAGAGAUGACUGGCCUGUGAAGUAAAAAAUUGCAAUAUUUUAACAAAGUUUAAUGGGAAAACGAG